Molecule: messenger RNA, 3195 nt
Organism: Camponotus floridanus (Florida carpenter ant)
Lineage: Eukaryota; Metazoa; Arthropoda; Insecta; Hymenoptera; Formicidae
Product: zinc finger protein 260
Exons: 3
Coding region: 400-2703 (767 amino acids)
Biological process (GO): regulation of transcription by RNA polymerase II
Cellular component (GO): nucleus
Molecular function (GO): DNA-binding transcription factor activity; zinc ion binding; RNA polymerase II cis-regulatory region sequence-specific DNA binding
Source: RefSeq, a predicted model, not a curated record
AAUUCAUACGUCGCAUGUCCAUACACACACGCUCGACCGUUCUUUGUAUUGACCCACCCACACUUCCGUUCGUCGAACGUUCGUCUCAGAUUGCUCUCAACUUUCGCGACCGACAUCGUCGUCGGAGGAGACAAAGGGCCAAGUCGAGCGUCAAAUAUCCUGUACCUGACUCGUCUUGUUGUCGAGUAUCGUCGAGAAUCAACGGAUCGAUCAUGCGACAGCGCGUAUCGCGUUUCUGUGCGACGCGAGGUCGUCUCGGAAACGCAGCGCCCUAAAGAAAGGAAAAGGGAUCCGCGAGCGAGGCCGGACGGGACUUGUCAGACUGAUCUCGUAGUCGUUUCGCCUGGGCAUCACUGGAGGCAUAUACGAUAUACUUAUCUUACAGAUAACUUAUGACAGAUGAAUGUUGUAACAAUGACUUCGGGUUACUUUGAUCUGCCAAUUAAUAUGGACAGAGUAUGCAGGAUUUGUCUCACCGAGGGUAAUAAUCUAUCGCCAAUCUUCUCCGCUAAUCAAGAUGUAAACAAUUACUCAGGUCUCCCUCAAAAAAUACAAGUCUGUGGUUCCAUUGAGAUACACGAACAGGAUGGAUUACCUUCCUUAAUAUGCGACACUUGUAUUUAUAACGCGACCGUUGCGCUCGAAUUCAGACAGCAGUGUCAACUUUCCGAUGCAAAAUUACGCGCAUACUAUAAUAAGCCCGCCAAAUGUAAUAUUACGCAUUCUUAUACACAGACGGAUUUACAAACGAGAUUUCUACUAUCAAAAAAGUCAGAACAUAUUGAAGAAGAUUAUUUUGUGAAACAAGACAUGGAAGUGGUGGCAAAUCCACAAGAGUACAUUCAGUCCACCGACUCAUUUUCCAGAGGCGAAAUCAGUUUAAAUACCAAUCAAAUUCAUAUGUCAGAUGACAAGCUAUUUAUAUGUUCUAUCGGAUUUGAAGGGAGUAAAGAGGAAGUGAAGGAUUCUUGUAUAUCAGAGAACGAGGUUCAUCAGAUGACAAUAGUACAGGAAGAUGCGCAAGAUGCAUCUAACAUUAUGAAUAUAAAUAAAGAUGAAACCAAGGAAGUUGAUCAGUACAUAGAGAAAGACAAUACAGAACAAGAGGAGUUUGUUAAUGAGGACAUACCCAAUGAGAAUAUCGAAGAGGAAGAGAGCAUUCCGCAAAAACGUACGUCCAUGAGAAAAACGAAAUUGGCGUCGACCAAGACAUAUAGCGACGAUGACAUCGGCGACAAUUAUUACGAUGUCGAGCCGAGCAGCGACAGUCAAGAUUCAGUGGAGUCGAAAUUUAAAUGCAAGGUUUGUUCCAAACAAUAUGCUACACAAAAAGGUCUAAAGAAACAUUCGCUGGUUCACGAGAAAAAGUACAAAUGUAAUGUCUGCUUGAAAAUGUUUUACAAGCAGGAAAAUAUGGAGAGCCAUCAGAAGAUACACGCAUCGAAGCCGCAUGCGUGUCAACUCUGUCACGCAUCAUUUUCGAAACCCCAAAGUCUCGUGAGGCACCUAAAAUCUCACACAGAAAAGGUAAAUGAUAUGAUCAAACAGAUCAAUACGAAUGAGCGAAAGGAUAAUAAGGAACCGAAGAAGGAGCUCAAGAGCGAAGACGACACUGACGAUGAGACCGGACCUGCAAACGAAACGGAUGAAUUCGAGAACGCGCCCGAGUUGUACAAAUGUGAGAUUUGUAAUCAAUAUUGUUCAUCUCUGAAGAACCUGAGGAGGCAUGCCCUCGUGCACGGCGAUAAAAAGUACUCGUGCACCGUAUGUAAAAAAUGGUUCUUCAGGCCGGAUACGUUGAAGAAACACGCGGAGAAGCACGGGCACGGGUUGUUGGACAAUUUGGCAGACGACAAUAAGUUGUACGAUUCGGAUGACGACGAUGUGCCCGCUAAUAACACGGUGGAUCCCGUGCCGGAGAGCGAGAACGUGAAGAGAGAGGAGAGCGAUGAGGAGGGGUCCGGAGAAUACAAGUGCCAGCACUGCGACAAAGUCAUGGCUACCAAAAAAGGUCUGCGACGACACGUGUCAAUGCACAAACCAAAAGCUGAACCCGUGACCUGCGACGUCUGCAGAAAGGUCUGCGCCAGCCAAGCUCGUCUCAUCCUCCAUCAGAGAACGCACAAACCGAAGGAGAAGGUUCCGCGUGAAUAUCUGUGUCACAUCUGCAGUAAGGUAUAUCCCAGCAACUCGUCCCUCACAUAUCACAUGCGAACUCAUACCGGCGUCAAGCCGCACGUGUGCAAGACGUGCAAUAGUGGCUUCACGACGACGACGAGUCUGGCAAAUCACAUUCGCAUUCACACGGGCGAUAAGCCGUUCGUAUGUCACGUGUGCAGUGCUGCGUUUGCCGUAAGUUCGGCCUUUCGCAGACACCUGACCCGGCACACCGGCGAAGCGAAUUAUCUGUGCAAGACGUGCGGCAAGGCUUUUAAGCGACUCAGUACACUCAAGGAGCACACGUACACUCAUUCUGGUGAGAAGCCGUACGUGUGCAAGACAUGCGGCGCCGCGUAUAGUCACAGCGGCAGCCUCUUCGCGCAUCAAAAGCGUUGCCGUGCUCAAUACGGCGAAAUGAUCGUUGAAGAUCACAAUCAUCAUCAUCACAUAUCGCACUCGGUCGCUCAUAUUCACGUGAAUAUGAAUAACGUAAAUAAUGGGGCGGGAGUGCGACCAGUUGCUGUGAUAGGUCAAAUGUUCUAAGAAAGCCGUGUGUUGUAUAAACUUUUAAUGCCUUUGGCGAAUAAUUGUGACAGAAUGCUGCUAAGCAGUUGUAAAUGCUAUGUGUUGAAACAACAAGUGUGCGCACAUAUAGAAUUACAUGUCAUCUGUAAAUAUACGUACAGCUCCUUUUUUUGACUGAUGAGAGAAACAUUCUUUGAGUAUACCUUGCACUUACAAGGCUGUUGCAUGCUAGUGUUUUGCUUUUAGAAACAAAUCAAUGGUAUCAUUGAAUUAUAUAAAUAUAACAACAUUGAUACAUUUUAUGAAGAAAAAAGUUUUCCAAGUAAUAAAUUGCCAUUAUUAAAAUCGCGAAUUAUUUUUUUAUUAUUUGUAAUUUCAUACAUAUGAAUGUAUGGUAUGAAUGUAUGGACGCUGCGCAUAUAUAUCGUGUGUGUAUACACACACGCACACACACAUACAUAUAUAUUUUUAUACUACACACACACAGACACACACACAAUCCAGACUUGG